Lottia gigantea (owl limpet) is the source of this 1485-nucleotide messenger RNA. RefSeq lists its product as hypothetical. NCBI's taxonomy places the organism in Eukaryota, Metazoa, Mollusca, Gastropoda, Lottiidae. The record is from RefSeq and is a predicted model, not a curated record. Gene Ontology annotation, cellular component: cAMP-dependent protein kinase complex. Gene Ontology annotation, biological process: regulation of protein phosphorylation. The transcript has a single exon. Gene Ontology annotation, molecular function: cAMP-dependent protein kinase regulator activity. The coding region runs from base 219 to 1319 and encodes 366 amino acids.
UGUGAUAUUCCAAUAUGGUGGAAUAGAAUAUAAAAUAUUUAUUCUCCCAAGUCUAGCCUUCACUACAGGAUUAAUUUAAUUGAUUAUCGAAGGGAGAACUACUAAGGCAAACAGUGCUUCAUGUGAACUUAUAUGGAAUUCUCGUGGGUCGUUAUACAAGCUAUUAUUUUCUAUUCAUGAUCAUCCGUACCACCCUGUCUGCUUCCAUUUAAACCAUCAUGAAUCUGGAGAUCCCAGACGGCCUCGGUGAUCUACUGAGAGACUUCACCGUAUCAGUUUUACGUGAAAAACCGAACGAUUUGUAUGAUUAUGCAGUAGAAUAUUUCACUACAGCUAGAGAUACCAGGCGCCCUAAAGAAGUGCCUAUGUACAUUAUUGUGGACAGUGAUGAGGAAGCUGGUGAACCAGAUCCUAAAAUGUUUCAACCUAAAAAUACACGCAACCGUUAUGCAAGGCGCCAAAGUGUCUCUGCUGAACGUUACGAUCCCGAGGAGGACGACGAUGAUGAUGACAGAGUAGUUCAUCCUAAAACUGAUGCUCAAAGAGAGAGACUUACAGAAGCGGUCAGUGGAAUUCUGUUAUUCCGUUCUCUAGAUUCGGACCAAAUGCAAGAAGUGAUCGAUGCUAUGUUUGAAAUGAAAGUUAAACCUGGUGAAACUGUUAUUCAACAAGGAGAUGACGGAGAUAAUUUUUAUGUCAUAGACGACGGAAUAUACGAGGUUUCUGUGAAUGUGAAAGGAGCUGAUAAAUCGGUGCAUACUUUCGAUAAUCGCGGUAGUUUUGGUGAGCUAGCAUUAAUGUAUAAUAUGCCACGUUCAGCUACCGUUACUGCCAAAACAUCAGGAACAUUGUGGGCAAUGGACAGGAACUCUUUUAGACGAAUAGUGCUUAAAAGUGCCUUCAAAAAGCGAAAGAAAUAUGAACAUCUUUUAGAAAAUGUAACAAUUCUACAAUCGUUAGAUCAUUAUGAAAGAAUGACCCUCGCUGACGCACUUCACCCAAAAAUUUAUCAAGAAGGGGAGGCAAUCAUAAAACAAGGGGACGAUGCUGAUGGAAUCUAUUUUGUUGAGGAUGGACAUAUAAGAAUCACUAUAGACAAUCCUGAGGGUAGUGAACAAGAAAUUGCCACUCGAUCUACAGGGACCUAUUUCGGGGAAUUAGCCCUUAUUGAAAAUAAACCUAGAACUGCAAACGUCUACGCCGUCGGCAAAGUCAAAGUAGCAUUUUUAGAACGCGAAUGUUUUGAACGUCUUUUAGGCCCAUGUGUGGAUAUUAUGAAACGUAAUAGUCAAUUAUACACGAUGUACGUUGGUAAAUAAUAUUAACUGUUGAUGAUUAGUUAUUUUUGUAAAAAAAAAAAUGUACACGAAAAAUCAUGGUGUGUGAUGAAUUGAAUGUAUAUCGUUCAUAUCGUGUGGCGAGAAUGAGGAAAAUCUCACUUGGUAAAAAACCUUUUAAUUCAUAUCAAGGUGAUUCACCGAGGAC